Molecule: messenger RNA, 4250 nt
Organism: Chinchilla lanigera (long-tailed chinchilla)
Lineage: Eukaryota; Metazoa; Chordata; Mammalia; Rodentia; Chinchillidae
Gene: Cmip
Product: c-Maf inducing protein
Cellular component (GO): nucleoplasm; cytosol
Source: RefSeq, a predicted model, not a curated record
GGCCAUGGAUGUGACCAGCAGUUCGGGCGGCGGCGGCGACCCCCGGCAGAUCGAGGAGACCAAGCCGCUGCUGGGGGGCGACGUACCGGCCCCCGAGGGCACGAAGAUGGGCGCUGUGCCCUGCCGCCGGGCCCUCCUGCUCUGCAACGGGAUGAGGUACAAACUGCUGCAGGAGGGCGACAUCCAGGUCUGUGUCAUCCGGCACCCACGGACCUUUCUCAGCAAGAUCCUCACCUCGAAGUUCCUGAGGCGCUGGGAGCCGCACCACCUAACGCUGGCCGACAACAGCCUGGCGUCAGCCACGCCCACUGGGUACAUGGAGAACUCGGUCUCCUACAGCGCCAUCGAGGACGUGCAGCUGCUGUCCUGGGAGAACGCCCCGAAGUACUGUUUACAGCUCACGAUCCCCGGGGGCACCGUCCUGCUGCAGGCCGCCAACAGCUACCUGCGAGACCAGUGGUUCCACUCCCUGCAGUGGAAGAAAAAGAUUUACAAAUACAAGAAAGUCCUGAGUAACCCAAGCCGCUGGGAAGUGGUCUUGAAAGAGAUCCGGACGCUGGUGGACAUGGCCCUCACCUCCCCGCUGCAGGAUGACUCCAUCAACCAAGCCCCCCUGGAAAUCGUCUCCAAACUGCUGUCUGAGAACACCAACCUGACCACCCAGGAGCACGAGAACAUCAUCGUGGCAAUCGCUCCCUUGCUGGAAAACAACCAUCCACCACCAGAUCUCUGUGAAUUCUUCUGCAAGCACUGCAGAGAGCGGCCCCGGUCCAUGGUGGUCAUCGAGGUGUUCACACCUGUGGUCCAGAGAAUCCUCAAGCAUAACAUGGACUUCGGGAAGUGCCCGAGGCUCAGGCUGUUCACUCAGGAGUACAUCCUCGCCUUGAAUGAGCUCAACGCGGGCAUGGAGGUGGUGAAGAAGUUCAUUCAGAGCAUGCACGGCCCCACGGGGCACUGCCCCCACCCUCGGGUCCUGCCCAACCUGGUGGCCGUGUGCCUGGCUGCCAUCUACUCCUGCUACGAAGAGUUCAUCAACAGCCGUGACAACUCCCCGAGCCUGAAGGAGAUCCGGAACGGCUGCCAGCAGCCGUGCGACCGGAAGCCCACCUUACCUCUGCGCCUUCUGCACCCCAGCCCGGACCUGGUGUCUCAGGAAGCCACGCUGUCCGAGGCGCGGCUCAAGUCGGUGGUCGUGGCCUCCAGCGAGAUCCACGUGGAGGUGGAGCGCACCAGCACUGCCAAGCCGGCGCUGACGGCCAGCACGGGCAACGACAGCGAGCCCAACCUCAUCGACUGCCUCAUGGUCAGCCCCGCGUGCAGCACCAUGAGCAUCGAGCUGGGCCCCCAGGCCGACCGCACGCUCGGCUGCUACGUGGAGAUCCUGAAGCUGCUGUCGGACUACGAUGACUGGAGACCAUCUCUGGCCAGCCUGCUUCAACCCAUUCCAUUCCCCAAAGAAGCUCUCGCACACGAGAAGUUCACCAAGGAGCUGAAGUACGUGAUUCAGAGGUUUGCGGAAGACCCUCGACAAGAGGUGCACUCAUGCCUGCUGAGCGUGCGAGCCGGCAAGGACGGCUGGUUCCAGCUCUACAGCCCCGGCGGGGUGGCCUGUGACGAUGACGGGGAGCUGUUCGCCAGCAUGGUGCACAUCCUCAUGGGCUCGUGUUACAAGACCAAAAAAUUCCUGCUCUCCCUGGCGGAAAACAAGCUGGGCCCCUGCAUGCUCCUGGCUCUGAGGGGCAACCAGACCAUGGUGGAGAUCCUGUGCUUGAUGCUGGAGUACAACAUUAUCGACAACAACGACACGCAGCUGCAGAUCAUCUCCACCCUGGAGAGCACCGAGGUGGGCAAGCGCAUGUACGAGCAGCUGUGCGAGCGGCAGCGGGAGCUGAAGGAGCUGCAAAGGAAAGGCGGGCCCACCAGGCUCACACUGCCCUCAAAGUCCACAGAUGCCGACCUGGCUCGCUUGCUGAGCUCGGGCUCCUUUGGAAACCUGGAGAACCUCAGCUUGGCCUUCACCAAUGUCACCAGUGCCUGCGCAGAGCACCUCAUCAAACUGCCUUCUCUCAAGCAGCUCAACCUGUGGUCCACUCAGUUCGGAGACGCCGGCCUGCGGCUCCUGUCGGAACACCUCACCAUGCUCCAGGUGCUGAACCUGUGCGAGACGCCCGUCACCGAUGCCGGCCUGCUGGCCCUCAGCUCCAUGAAGAGUCUCUGCAGCUUAAACAUGAACAGCACCAAGCUCUCGGCUGAUACCUACGAAGAUCUGAAGGCCAAGCUCCCUAACUUGAAGGAGGUGGACGUCCGCUACACAGAAGCCUGGUGAAGCUCCCGGCGCGUGGCAGGGUGACACUGCAGCCGCGACGAAGCGACUCUUGACUAAUAGCCGUAGAGCAGCGGUGCAGGUGCCCCGCGCCUGCUGUGGGAUAGAUGGGGGAGUCUGGGGGCGGAGGGGGGAGGGGGUCUGCGAGCUCGCCCGGCCCCCGCCUAAUUCUUUUAGCUUCACACUCGGAACCUUUGGCCGGAUCUGAAACGGACAUUGGCAACAAGGGCAGCAAGAGCGGCAGCCAGUCGGGAGGGUGGGGGAGGCGCGGGUGGGGACCCUUUGUGGAUUUUCUUUGCCUUUGUGUUUAACGCCGCCGCGUGGAAGGGCGACUCCGACGCCACCAUCUCGAAGGCCGGACAAGGAUGCUCUUCCGGCCGCAAGGCGCCAGGCAGGCGCGUGGAGCUGAGACCUCGCCCCGCCGCCGCUGGGGACCCGAAGACCCAGUCCCGUCGUCGCCGUCCUGUGUCCUCACCAUUGCUAUGCAAAAUGGUUCUUGUUGUACAUAAGAUUUAAAUAAUGCACCUAUUUAAGAGAUGUUGACAAAUUGUGGGUCUGGGACCUGCUCUUAUUUAUGAAGUCUGACCCUCCCCUCCCCGUCCCCGCCCCCGCCCCCGCCCCCGCGUGUAGUACUGUACCAGUCAGUCAGCUGUUGGGUUAGUGGUAGUUUUAUUGUUAUUUUUUUAAAGGAAACAGACAAAAAAAAGAGAAAGAAAAAAACAAACAAAAAAAGACCCUCCUUGGAAAAUUAAUUGCUUUUUCGUAAUGGAUUCCAUAUGCUAAUGCUCGCCCAUCCGUCCGUCCGUCCACCCACCCUGCCCACCUGUAUAUUUCUGAUUUCCAGGUGUCUCAGCUUCCUCGUGGGUAGGAGUCAGGCUGGGGGGAGGAAGGAGAAGAGGGGUCCCCACAUCGUCGUCUUGCUACUUGAAGGCCCAAGCUCUGUCCUCGCCCCCUUUUCUAGAUUUGGAAGGGGGCGCUAACCGCCCCCCCACCCCCCAACUCCAGCAGCCUUUGCUGUCCCCAUCCCCAAUUAAGACUCUGGGCCUGCGGCUUCCCCUGCCAUCACGCCCCCCCCCAUUGCCCCGUCCCGCAUGCCUGUGUCUUUGCCUCUCUGCAUGGUCUCUUGGGAGGAGAGAGAAAUGUCACCCCCGCCAGCCUGACCACCGCCCGCCCGUCAGUGCAGCAAAGAUGCCCCUCUGUCCCACACCCGCGCCCGGACAAACCGACCUCCCGUUUCUUUUCUAAACGGCCCGCUUUUUCUUAACAAGCCCUCACUGUACAGAACAGCCCCCGGCGGCUUCUUUGGGAUCCCCUGUCCCGCAGCCCCCUUUUCUGUUGGUUUAGCACAAGUCCAUCUCCCCUCUGGCACCUCCAAACCUAACCCACAGUGGAUGUAAUUGUUUUAUAUAUAUUUAAUCUUAUUCAAUGGAAACCAUGCUUUUGUCGUUUUAUACUUUGCUAGGUAGACUUUAUUACCCCCCUCAAUGAUGCCCUCAUUUUUUUAAAAAAGGAAAAAAAAAAACGAGAGAAAUUGGGUUUCAGUCUUAAUUCAUUUUCCGUGCCAGGUUUUAUUUCGUGUGUGUGUGUGUGUGAGAGUGUGUUCCGUUUUGUGUUCUGUUUUCUGUUGUUGUUUUCUAUUGUUUGGUUUUAGUCCCCCCACCCCCACCCCGUUCCGUACUCCAUAGCACUCUGGUGCAGGAGGAAGCAGAAGCAAAAACGAAAAAAACAAACAAAAAAAAAACCCCAAAAAACAUACACAAAAAACCAUUUAAAAAUUUAAAAAAAAAAAAAAAAAAAAGAAACAAGACAUGCCACCUUUCCCCUCGCACUGUUGCUUUUCCUGAUGGUUAAUACUACUGUCACGUAGCUGUGUACAAAGAGAUGUGAAAUACUUUCAGGCAAAAAUAAACUGUAAGUGACUCAUUGA